Molecule: messenger RNA, 464 nt
Organism: Notechis scutatus (mainland tiger snake)
Lineage: Eukaryota; Metazoa; Chordata; Lepidosauria; Squamata; Elapidae
Source: RefSeq, a predicted model, not a curated record
UUGCUUUUUUUUCCUCCCCCCAGGGGGGUGUAAACAAGAUGUACCACGGGAUCUAUGACUAUGACAAGAGUCUUCCCAGGGUCCACGUCCCCAUGGAGAAAGGAGACACCCUCUUCUUCCACCCCCUGCUCAUUCACGGUUCCGGAAGGAACAGGACAGAAGGGUUUCGGAAGGCUAUCAGUUGCCAUUAUGCCAGUAGCAAUUGCUACUAUAUUGACGUCAAAGGGACCAGCCAGGAAUUUCUGGAGAAGGAAUUGGAAGAGAUUGUCAGGCAGAGGUAUAAUAUGGCUGAGGUGGAUUUCAAAUACGUUUCGAUGAUGCGGGGUCGACUUGUUAAAGGGGAGAGAAAAAAUCUUUAAAACACUGCUCGGAUCCAUUCUCCAGUCAGCGAAGAAACCUCGGAGAAAUCAGCAUUUAUUUUUCUCUUACUUUUUGGUGGGGGAAGGACUGUUAUUUCAGACCAC